Messenger RNA from Spodoptera frugiperda (fall armyworm), 4846 nucleotides. It is a transcript of the gene ken, whose product is annotated as transcription factor Ken. Gene Ontology annotation, cellular component: nucleus. The coding region runs from base 362 to 2059 and encodes 565 amino acids. Gene Ontology annotation, biological process: regulation of transcription by RNA polymerase II. The transcript is spliced from 5 exons. The record is from RefSeq and is a predicted model, not a curated record. Gene Ontology annotation, molecular function: RNA polymerase II cis-regulatory region sequence-specific DNA binding; protein binding; DNA-binding transcription factor activity. NCBI's taxonomy places the organism in Eukaryota, Metazoa, Arthropoda, Insecta, Lepidoptera, Noctuidae.
CGCAGCGCGCGCGCCACUCGCCCGGCGCCCGCGGCCCGCAGCGCCGUCGCGCCGAACACCGCGCUCCUAACACCGUCCGCGACUGUGACUCUGCCCGGAUUACAGUGAUACUAUCAGUGCAUCACAGGAUUCAGUUUCAGUGAUUCCCGCGGCGAAAGUAAAAACCGGGUCGCCGAUAAGCGUUGUGCAAGUUGUUGCGCGCGGAACUCGCGCGCGGCCUCGCACUCUCCCGCAGGAAGCGUGUCGCAAGCGGGGAAGUGGCGCAAGCGCCGGGAAGCCGCUGCGCGCGCUCCACAACACACAUACCCUGGAUUGCCCCGGCAACACUGGAUUCUCUUCUAACAUUGUCCCCUGUGCUGGAAUGAUGGGCGAGGGCCUGCUGACUCUGACGUACGGCAAGCACCACGCCUGCAUCCUGAACGAGGUGGGAGCAGCGUGGCGUGGAGCCCGCUACUCAGACCUAGUUCUGGUUUGCGACGACGCUGUACCGCUGGCCGCGCACAGGAUCGUCAUGGCCGCCGCUAGCCCACUUAUCAGGAAAAUACUGGAUGAUACGCCAUCUGUCGAGAGUCCGGUCACGAUUCACAUGUCGGGCAUCAGCAGCACUCUCAUGAGGCAUCUCCUUGUAUUCUUGUACAGCGGCCAAGCCUACAUUGAGUCUGGUGAAAUAGAUGAUAUGCAGGAGCUGUUUGAGUUGUUGGAAAUCAAAUCAGACGUAUGGAAAUCAACGAAGGAACGACAACAGGCUGAAGAACGGAACAGAUCGUGUGACAGAUUAAAAUCAAAAUCAUUGAAGACAGAUAUCAACAGCAAUGAGAGCAGUAAACACGAUGCACCCUCAGGAUCUUCACAUUCAGAGAGUGAGCUCGUUACCCCUGGCGCGGGUUACAGCAAAGACAAAGAUGAAAGCAUGAGCAUAAAGAAAGAAAACAUGUCGACCAGUAGCAACGAUGAAAGAGAGGAAGAAGAACAAGACGGAGAGAACAGAGAUAAAGAAUGUGGACGACUCAUGGCAAGACGAAGAAGCUCUUCGAACCCGGUCAACUUAUCGCUUGCAAGGAAUUCAGAAAACACAGGCAGUGAACAUGACGACUCACAAGAUGUUGAUGUGGAAACCGUUGCCGCAAAGAACAUUGCGAGAAGAAGGUCAACAUCGUCAAGUCAGGAAGAUCAACCACAAGAGACCCACUACCGAAGACAGUUGCUAAGUGAUCGAUUAGGACGAGGAAUCGAAAGAGCCAAAAGGAAAUCACAUUACUUAGAACCCCCAGAGCUGGAUCUACGAACUGUCAAGUUAGAGGAUUACGCACAUCUUAAGCCACCUGAUCAGGACCUCAUAUCGUUGGUACAGACUUCUCCAGAAAACUACGUCGUCACGCCUCACCGAAAACGAAGACCCGGCUUCCACAAUUCACCGUCACAGAAUCCUCCAUUUGUAUCAUUCCCCCCGAGUUACUUAGAAGAAAUGGCCCAUCUCCGAUAUACACAGGGACCUGGCAGUGCCGCCGCAGUUGCCAGUGCUCGGCUCGGAGUAUUACAUCCACUGAGCACGUCAGCGCCGCCGUACUUACCUGAAAGGAGUGCCACUCCCCCCACAGCAACGCACGAGGACGCUCUCAAAUACCGACCUCCUAGUGCAGGUUCGUGGGGUCCGUGGCUAUGUCAACCACAAAUGGGUGGAGAUGACACGCCCACGCCUGAACACGAUCAAGGUUCGAGUAAACAAGCACCAGUCCGAGAGUAUCGCUGUGAAUAUUGUGGCAAGCAGUUCGGUAUGUCGUGGAAUCUCAAGACUCACUUACGAGUACACACUGGAGAGAAACCGUUCGCUUGUCGACUGUGCGUCGCUAUGUUCAAACAGAAGGCCCAUUUGCUGAAACAUUUAUGUUCGGUCCAUCGCAAUGUGAUAUCAUCCAGCGAGAAUGAUGGCCGGACCAACACGCCGGGACGGUUCAACUGCUGUUUCUGUCAGCUCACCUUCGAAGCGUUACCAGAACUCAUCCGGCACUUGUCCGGCCCACACAACAGUUUGCUUCUCAGUAAGAACCUACACGAAUGACGCCCGCUGUCUUGACGCGGGCGCUCGCGUAACUUUGGACUUUAAAACUUCAUCUCUCGUCAUGAGAGUUCAAUUGUGAUAUGUGUUUAGAAGGAUAUAAUGUUAAGCGUUAGUUAUAAGACAUGUGAUAUCGCAGAGCGAUACUCAUAGUGAGGCAUCCGUAGCCGACGACUGCGGGUGUGAUGUUGAUGACUAAUAAAAAAUCACAUGUUUGCCGAAUGGGUCCAAAUUGUUAUAAUUUGUUUAAAAAUUAUAAUCCGGGACCAACACCUUCCAAGAUAGUAUUUAUUUGAAAGAUGUAUUUCAUUAGGGUAAAUAUUAUUAAAAGCCACCGACACAUUAAUUCCUUAAGCAUAGAAAAUAGACACGUUUGUCAAAGAAAGUUGCGAAGUAUGUGUAGACCUAAACAGAUAGCGUCACAUAAACUACCUCCUAAUUUAAAUCAGUAUCUUGAUGAAUCUACUGUGGCGUUAGCAUGGGUUCAUAUUGACUUUAUACUUUUCGAGUAUACAGUCAAUAGAUCUAGUCAGAAUUGGAACUAAGAUUUCAACAGUUGUAAGUUGUACACAUUACGAUUGGUACCGAUUCAUCACAACAGUACUUUGGUGCUUCUAGUAACUUCAGUAAAUAUUUUAAUUGUUAUGUAAAAGACUCCUUGCUGUGUUUUCAGGGUCAUUGCUCCCACUUUGUUCCAAACCAUCUGACUUGAACAUUUCGCAGCUUUUUAAGACAUUUACAAUCUCAAUAUUAGGUUUUAUUCACUUUAUGUAACUUUUAGAAAAAAAAUGUGUUCGUAAUAUUAUAAUUAUAGUAUGCACAUCCUUCCAAUCGUUCGUGCCGAUUUUGCAAUGUGGAUAAGCACCAAAGAUUUGUAAAGCAAUAAAAACGUUUUGGUGUACAAUUAAGAGAAAUUAAAGGGACCUGAAAUGAUUUUGAUUUUGUUAAACUUAAAGUAUGUAGGUACCAAUUUAAUAAUCUCAUCUGUAAUUACUAACGUUCAAUUUUCUAUAACCAUUUCUAUAAUUCCGUUGCGAACUUUAUGAUGCUUGAAUAUAUUCUUAUUUUUGGAUUAAUUUACUUUAGUGUUAAUAGGAAGCUUACCAGGCAUUAUUUUCAAAUGGAUAUUUUUAUCACUAGUACCUUAGCUUUAUUAAAAAUCUUCGAAACUUAUUUUCGAUGUCGCUUUUUAUCGAACACGUUACUGUGGCCAGUUAUAUUAAAGCUAUUAUUGUAGUGAAGGCUGGAUGUUCAUCUUAAUUAAGGCUUCUAUUAUACAAAGUAUACAAAAUUAGCGAUCGAUUGUUUCGUCAGUACGAUGCCAAAAGUUUUUUUAUUCAACAGUAGACUGUAUUGUACUUCUGGAUUUUUAAAAAGUGUAUUGCAUUAAGCCAGUUCGAUACUGUACUCAAUUGGAGAAUAUUUUCCGUAAUACUCAUUUUGUACAAUCCUUUUAUACGUACUUUUAUUUGGAAUUCCAAUUAUAUUAUUGUUGACUUAAUUCGUGCGGAUACUUGUCAAUGCAAUGAUUGUUGUUUAAUGCUUACUUCAGUAAAACUAAAGUUACCAACGAGUUGUUCAAAACUAGAGUAAACUGUAAAAUUGUCGAGUUAAUUUAAUUGUCUCUUUCGAACGUUACCUAUUAUACCUGAUUUUUAUCGUUUUUUCGUGUUAAUCGACGUCGAUAUUGACGUUAAUUGUAAUUGGGGAACAAUUUAAUUUUAAGGAUUGUGAUUUCAAGGAAUCGUUUAGGUUUAUUCUAUGUGAUAAUUGUCUGUUUUGUCUUAAGUAGGCACGUUGAGAACGCUGUCUUCCAAUGCGUUUUCCAUUUUAAAAUCUUUAGGAUUGAGAUACACGGAUCUUGGAACUUACACGUACUUACCUUUUUGGAAAAACUUUUUGCUAUACACUGCAUACUUAACAGUACAGAAUGUUUAUCUAACCGCCGCACUCAGAGUCAUUUUAUGGUUACUUAACCCAGUCCUUAGCAAUCGUUUUCUACAAAAUCGUUACUAAGGAAUAGUUUAAGUAAUCAUUAAAUGUUUCUGAGUACAGCAAUAAGUUCCGUGUGUCUUAAUUCUCUGUAAAUAAAAAAAAGUUAGAUUGUAAGUCAAACGAUGCAUGACAAAAAAUCGUCCACAAACCGCUGCCUAACCUAUACGUAAAUUGAACAAAUUGUAUUUUUAUAAAUAUUUUCUUGAGAACUACUUGUAGUAUAGAAUCGUUGUGAUAUUAUCGGCGAAGGUCCGAAUUGCCUUAAAAUAUUAAAUAUCAAUGCAAGUAGGUAUCUUACUUAAUACGUAGUUUGGGUGUUUCUUAGCUCUGUUAUCAGAAACGAAAGCACAAAUAAUGAUGUAGCUUAGAUUCUUAGAAAUAAUUUGCCAACAAAGAAGUUAUGAAAAGACAUUUUGCCAUUUUUGUUCAUUUGAAUAGAUACAUGUACCAGGUACCAGGUUACUUGGGAAUAAAUAUAUGACAGAUCUAAGAAACACCAAAAGACCGAUUCGAAAUAUUAAUUUGUAAAAACAUGACUUUGUUAAGGAUUAAAAAAAGAAAUUGUAAAUAGUAAACUCUAGAAUGUAAGUCUUAAUAGUAAAUAAAGCUUAACUUAAUAUUGUUGAACUUGAAUAUUGAUUUUUCUCUGUUAAUUGUAAAUUAAAAAAAGUAUUUGAUAAGUUUUCACUACUUGUACAAUUUUAUGUAGAUAUUGUUUAGAAAAUAACAUUCUGUAAAAAUGUGUUCUUACCGUAGUAAAUUUAAUAACGAGAAUAUUUUAGUUACACACUCCAA